AUGACUUGGCACAUGCCAGGCACCAACUUUUCAAAGAUUCCCCCAAAACGAAAGUGAAAUACUUCCUUUCCCUGUAUAACCAUCUGAUGCCUUGUCAUCCCUUCAUUGGUCUGACAGGUUCUUUUAUGGUCUCAGCUGUCCCCUGCAUUCAACCUGCUCAUCUCAGACUUGAAGUGAGUCUUUUAAAUCCUGUUUGAAACAUGUCAGAAACCGGUGAAAUCGAUGAAGGCUUUUACUCCAGGCAGCUGUAAGUACUACUUUUCCACUAAAAACGUAUCAGCUUACCUGUGCCAGACGUCUAACCAAGACAUUCACUUGCUGUUUUACCUGCACAGGUAUGUCCUGGGUCACGAGGCCAUGCACCGGAUGGCCACAGCUCGGGUCCUCAUCGCGGGCAUGCGUGGUCUGGGGGUUGAAAUAGCAAAAAAUGUGAUUCUAGCCGGAGUGAAAUCUGUCACCGUUCAGGACGAAGGCGAGGCUGUGUGGUCUGACCUUUCAUCUCAGGUACUACACCUGUUCUAAGGUGCAAAAAUGAGUAUGUUCACAAGGGCUGACAUCUAGUAUAUCUAUUAACCUGCAGGUAUUUUCGGUAAGUCACAAGACAAGGGUUCAAGCCAACAGCUUUCAGCAGUAGCCGGCUAGCUGGAAAUGGUGUUAAAUCUACUCAGUGUGUUGCUUGCUUUUAAAGGUCACAUUUGGCUGAUAUUGUGAUAGUGAUAAGAUAAUGCUUAAAACGCUUCAGUGCUAAAAGUUCAGAUAGGUUUGACUUGAAUUUGUUUGUCACUGUCCUAAUUUUGCAAUGAAAGCCAUUUUACUUUCACUUUUCUGCUGACAUGCAUCAAACACUUGCUUAAAUGCUCUUUAACUGUUGCCUUGAAAAGAUUUACAAGGAAAUCUGUCAAGUCUCAGGUGAGAAUCUGAUUAAACUGUAAUUUGAGUCACAGGGUAUGUUUAGCCACCUCCUGUUGCUUGGAAAUAGUGAAAGAAAUUGAUCAUGUGACCAAAUAUUUAGGGGAUGGGCGUCAAUUCAUGGAGUCUGUGAAGGUUAGAAGCACAUGAGUGAAGGGGUUAGACAUUUAUUUACAAAAAACAAACAUUUUUUACUCUUGAAAGUGAAUUUAGUCUGUCAUAAAUUUUAUUAGAAUUGUGUUCAGACCAAAAAAGAUCAUUUUAAAUUUGUUUUAUACGUCAAUUGUGGUAUCUAUGAGCUAUCCACCAGUCCACCAUUUUAGAUUCGAGGACUAAUAAAGUCAUCAUAGCAGUUCUGGGGUAAGUCAAGCCAGGGAUAUGUAGGGAUUUGUAGGGAUACGGCUCAACUUACCCCACUCCUAUGGUCAACUUACCCUGUGUAUGGGGUAAGUUGACCAUAGGAGACCACUUUUUUUUUUGGCAUGCUAUAUUAUCAAGACAGUUAUGUUUACACUCAUUCUGUUGCACAACAUCAUGAAAUAUAUGCAGAUUCAUUAGUUAGAGACAAAACUAUGAUCGCCUUGAUGUAGUGAUCCGAAAUAUGUAAAAUGGCUCAUCUUACCCCACUCUCCCUAUGAGAUUUUUAAGAUCAUUGAUAGUUACAUAACAGCUAACAUAACCUAUAUAUUUCCUGUAGAAAGCUGCCCAAUGCUGUUUAAGGCUUCAGUAAAAGCAUCAGCUCAACCUUGAUCUAAGAUUGUUUACUCAUAUUUUCUUUUAUUUUGACCAGUUUUUCCUGAAGGAGUCCCAUCUGGGUCAGAACCUUGCAGAAUGUUCCCUUCAACAGCUGUCAGACUUAAACUCACAUGUGCUUGUGUCUGCUCACACUGGACCUCUAGAUGAAGACCUUCUCCAGCAAUUCCAGGUACUUAGCCAUAGAGCGUGGUGAUGCAUAAAGGCAUACUGUACUCUGCAGGCUCAAACAGAAAAAUAGAUAUAAAAAAAUAUUGAGAGGGACUGUCUUUCUUCAGGUGGUGGUCUUAACUGACUCCUCACUGGAGGAUCAGGUGCGUUUUGGUGAGCUUUGCCACAAACAUGGAAUCAAGUUCAUCGUUGCAGACACGAAAGGCCUCUGUGGGUAAGUGCAAAUAAAAAAUGUUCACAUGGGAUAAAGAGGCGAGUGAUAAAGAAGUGACACUGAAAUUGUAAUAUUUGUUUGCAGCCAGUUGUUUUGUGACUUUGGGGAGGAGUUCGUCGUCUUGGACCAGAAUGGAGAGGCGCCUAAAUCAGCAAUGAUAGAAAGUAUCUCAAAGGUAAAAUCUUUAAUUUGUUUCAUGUCAAUAAAAACUUAAAAGCGCCACAAUUUCAGCCAAAAACCUCAUCCUGCUAAGAGUGAUGGUGGGAAUAAUUCACACCAACAGACAAAUAUUCUAAUCUGCACAUGUUUGGAUUGUGAAACUAAGACAAAUUUGUAGGGAAUAUACCGUGUUGAAAUGUAAAUAAAAAAACUGCUCUGACCCGAAUGGCUUAAAUUGAGAUAAUUCCCUAAUCUUAAUGUCUUUUAAACAUUUUCUAAAACAGGAUCACUUAAAAUAUGUUACUGGAAUAUUCCCUUUAAAUCUAAAUAUUACAAGCAUGACUUUUUUUCCAGGGAAAUCCAGGUGUGGUGAUCUGCACAGAUGACAAGAAGCACGGGUUGUCAGAUGGCACUCAAGUUAUAUUCUCUGAAGUCCAAGGCAUGACGGAGCUCAACAGCAUCGCCCCUGUGGAGAUCAAAAAGCGAGGUUAGUGUCAGCACUUCUUUGUUUUUUUAAUCUUUCAUCAUAUCGUAAUGACCACCCUUUUAAUAUUUAUUUAUCUUUUAUCCGUCUGUAUGUGACUCUUUAUCUCUGUCAUCAGACCUGUACUCCUUCAGCAUCAGCGACACUUCAGGCUUUUCUGAAUAUGUGCGGAGUGGAGUAGUGACGGAGGUCAAACAGCCUUGCACGCUCAAUUUUGUAAGUAUCAAGAUCCACUUUUGUGUUUUCUUACUUUUCUGAAAAAUGCUUCCCCUUGUAGACAAAGUAACUACAACAAAACUUACAGAAACCUCUGAGUGAAGCACUGUCGGACCUUCAGCUGCUGGUCAUGAAUGAUUUUGGGAAAAUAUGGAGGCACAAUACCCUGCACUUGGCCUUCCAAGCCCUCCAUAACUUUGUGAAGAAAGAACAGAGACUCCCGUAUCCUCAGUCUCAGGUGAGAAGAUUCCAACUUAUUAUCAAUAAAUUUAACAAAACAGACCAUGUGAUACUGCAGAAAAGAAAGCGGUAAACACCAGCAACAAGUUAAUAAGACUGGCUUGAUUAUAGAUACGGUUUACCAGGCUAAGUUCUUUCCAUACAGUCGGAUGCAGAUGCCCUGCUUGUAGAAGUGAAGGAGCUGAAUUCAGUGGCACAGGUAGAGGAGCUGGAUGAAGCUGCUGUGAGAAAACUUUCCCAGACAGCACAGGGGGACCUGGCUCCUGUCAAUGCUUUCAUUGGAGGUAUAGCAGCUCAAGAAGUUAUCAAGGUGAGGUCGAAAUCCACUUUUAGCACAUCCAUUGUUGACGGGGGUAAGUUGAGUUAAAAGGGUAAGUUGAGGCACCUCCUGUUGCCUGGAAAUGGUAAAAGAAAUUGACCAAAUAUUUAGGAGAUUGGCAUCAAUUCAUGGAGUCUGUGAAAGUUAGAAGCACAUGAGUGAAGGGGUUAGACAUUUAUUUCCAAAAACAACAUUUUUCACUCUUGAAAGUGAAUUUAGUCCGUCAUAAGUUUUAUUAGAAUUGUGUUCAGACCAAAACAAAUAUUUAAAAUUUGUUUAAUACAUCAUUAGUGAUAUCUAUGAGCUACAACAUGAGGUCAAAAACAUAACAUAAAAGUCCACCAUUUUAGCUUAGCGGACUAAUAAAGUCAUCAUAGUAGUUCUGGGGUAAGUUGAGUCAGUGGCCUAAAGAAGUCUGAUGAGAGGAUCAGAGUUUUAGUUCAGAUUGUUGAAAUGUUUUACUUCUUCUUUUCUAAACUACAGCUGUGAAUGUUCUGAAUCACUUAAAGACAUUUUCAUGUUAAAAUGUUUUUUUUACAAAACAGCUUUUUAGCAGUUAUUUACAAUAAUAAUUAAAAAUAUGUAUAUUGCACAAGUUGAAUAGCGUAUAAUACGGAUCACCUUACCCCAUAAACCUGGUAAGUUGACCAUAAGAGACCACUUUUUUUGGCGUGCUAUAUUAUCAAGACAGUUAUGUUUACACUCAUUCUGUUGCACAACAUCUUGAAAUAUAUACAGAUACACUAGUUAGAGACAAAACUAUGAUCGCCUUGAUGUAGUGAUCCGAAACAUGAAAAAUGGCUCAACUUACCCCACUCUCCCCUUUGUAUUACACAUGAUUUUCCAUGCAGUGGUGGUGAAGAUAUAUAUACUCCUGGCUGCAUUUCUCUGCUCACUUUCUGAUGCUCCUGCAGGCAUGUAGCGGGAAAUUUAUGCCUCUCAGGCAGUGGUUUUAUUUUGAUGCCCUGGAGUGCCUCCCUGAAGAAGAAGAAGACCAACUAUCUGAGUGCUUCUCUUCAGCAGUAAGUUCAGGGUUUUCUUAAGACACGUAUGUUAAGCCAGCACCAGUCAACCAGGCUUUUAAUGCAACCUGAACAAUUGUCUUUCCUCUCACACAGGAAGGUUCAAGGUACAGCGGACAGAUCGCUGUAUUUGGGCCAGCAUUCCAGGAGAAGCUCGCGAGGCAGAAAUACUUCCUGGUGAGGGCAGGGUUGAUGUUUGUCCACUAGGGGGCACACUCACACUCUGCACUGGAAAGCAGAGGCUGAGUCUCUGUGUUUGCUUUUGAUCUUGUCUGGUGUUGGUGAUGGCACAUGCAGGAAGCGGCUGUGAUUCAGGCGGCAUUUCCUGCCAGUGUUGACCUCUUGGUGUCCAGGGGCUGUUCUUGCAGCGCCAAGGCCUUUCUCUGUUUCCUCCUGAAAGUGUUAUUUUUACUGUUGUUUACUGGCUGAUAGUGUGAGACACAGUUUAGGGUUGUGUUUCUUUUCUCACUGUUAAAAAAAACAUGCAAAUUGUAAGGAUGUGAAACAAGACGGAACAAUAGAUGAACAAUGUCUGAUUUGUUGCUUUACAAACACACACUCAGUCCUUUGACGCACUCUCUCUUGUCCCUUUUGGAGGUCGGAGCCGGUGCUAUUGGAUGUGAGCUCCUCAAAAACUUCGCCCUCAUGGGGCUGGGUGCAGGUGAAGAAGGACGCAUCACUGUGACGGACAUGGACUUCAUAGAAAGAUCCAACUUGAACCGACAGUUCCUGUUCAGGUCUCAGGAUGUUGGGGUGAGAGAACACACUGUGUGGUGGUGUAUCAGUGCCUCUUCACUCACCUGCCGUCAGAGCUCACUGGCUCUUGUUUACCCAGGUUAAGUGGAGGGGUCAGAGGGCGUCACUAAUGGGACAUGUGGGGGUGAGGGGGUAUUGUGACAGUUUGAGGUGGCUAGCUCAGAUUACACACAGCAGCCAUGUUCGUCCGUGGACGGCUGUUUUGUAGUUUACUACGGGUUUAUAUCAGGCUGUUGAUCUCCUACCACUGUCUAAACAUAUUAUGCAACAUAACUGGGUGCAGUAUGUUUAUAACUUCUCCAAAUUUUGUGGAGGCAUGUGCUGAUUGUUAUGUAAUAGAGUAGCAGAGGAACAGCUAACAUAAAAUAUAAAUUAUUUAAAGUUUUGUUGUAAGAUUAAAAUCUGUUGAUUGAUUUGCUGUAGUUCUCCUCUAAUCUUUAGUUGCCGUCAUGUUUUUUUGUCUGAUUUGGCGCUCACUCAUCUCUGAGACUAAUCAAUUUCUUAACUAUUUCCUUGAACAGAAACCAAAAUCAGAAGUUGCGGCCAAAGCUGUGAAAGAGAUGAAUCCUCAGAUUCAAAUCACCGCCCAUCAGAAUCGUCUCGACCCCGACAGUGAAGGAGUUUACGAUUACAACUUCUUCACGAGUCUCGAUGGAGUGGCUGCAGCCCUUGAUAACGUAGAAGCCAGUGAGGAACCUUUAACUCUAUUCAUCAUUAACACAGUGAUCAUACCAAAGCAGUAAAAGUGUAUUUUUUUAAUGUGAAACCUUUUUUUUAUAAUUAGGGGUCUAUUUAGACAAACGCUGCGUUCAGCACCUUAAACCGCUACUGGAGGGAGGGACCAUGGGAACUCAGGGUCACACUCUGGUGGUGGUGCCUCAUUUGACAGAGUCUUAUGGGCCGGCUACCUCUAACUCUGGUGAAUCGAUCCCGCUGUGCACUCUGAAGAACUUCCCUCAUCGCAUUGAGCACACCCUGCAGGUAUAUUGAAGCCUAACAUAACUCAUUGUAGAAAUACACACAUAGAUUGACCUAAAUAAGCUUUAAAAACAACCACUCAAGGUCUAACUCAGUUUGUACAGUGUUUGCAUCUCCUUAACCAGUGAAUUAGGACACAAAAGUACCAUCAAAUUCACAGAUGCACGGGGUUGGAUGCAACACUAACUGCUGCAGAACAUGGACAGUAUCUACAUAAUAGGACCAUAGACUGUUUAUGCUAUGGACAACUUGCUUCCGCCUCACGUCUGUAUACAGAUUUGAAGCAAAGAAGCUCCUGGUAUUUCCAGGAUUUUGCUUCAUUUUCCGAAACCAGCAUUGCGCAGUAGCAUCAUAAGCAUUCGGCAGGACAGUCGCCGAGAGUUGCUGUGAUGACGCUCGGCUCAGACAGCGUAUCCCCCGGUUGAGCUACGCAAUCCCUGAAUGCCAAUAGGCUGUAUCAAGUGACAAUCAUAGAAAACAUGAACCCCCUAAUAACUUUUAAAAACGGAGCUUCACAGAAAAAAGAGGACUUGAGCACAAACCAGUCUAACAAUAACUACAUGUUAUUCAGCAGAGGGUGCUGUUCUCGAUUAGGACACAAAACUACAGAAACCUGAGCGUCAUGCAGAGUUAGACCUUGAGAUGAAGCUGAGAUGAAUUGUGGGGCAAAUGAAAAUGUUCAUAGACUCUGUCAUGUUUACUACUUUUCAAUGUGGACAGAAAUUAACAUUUAUCCUCCAGAGACAAUGAUUAUCUGAUGAAAAUUCUUGGUAAUUAUGAUCAAAAUCCACGCCUCUGUGACACUUCUAAGCCCACAACAAAGAAAACAAAUUAAAUUGAGUUUUCCUGGUCUUUUAAAAAACAAUUUAAAGGCUGGAGAGUCACUGUUUCACUGUUUGUAUACAAAGAUGCACCAGAGUGAGUUUUCUUCGCACUAACUGAGUCUUACGCUUCUUUCAGUGGGCGAGAGACCAGUUCGAAGGACUUUUUAAUCAAACACCAGAAAACGUGAAUCUGUUCCUGAGGUAAGAUAUGACGUCACCUUGUGAUUUAUCACCUCUAACCAGAAGUGUUGCCAGUUGCCAAACAUGAGAAAUUCCCUUCGUCCUCUGGCACUUAAUGAGCAGUAUUUUCUCGUUUUACAGAGCGCUCUGCUCGCUUCCAAAGCAUUCCAGAAAACCUGCAAAAGUGGCUUGAGCUCAUUAUUUAGUUUUAAAAACAGGAAAACAUGUGGUCGGCUUUUAGUGGUGAACCCUUGUAAAAUGACAUAAACGGUCUCUCUUUUGCCAAGGCUCUCUAAGUAUUCACAGCAGGUCUGUUUACUCCAAAUAGAAGUUCAAUGUUCCAGAGACGCAGUAACAUCAUCUGAAUUGGAUAAAGUAAUCAGAUUAAUCCAGUGGGAAUGGCACUAUAAAAUCUCAUUAUUGACUUCAUGUAGGUUUAAACUGUUUUCUAAUCUGCUCUGUUUUAUCUUAAACUCCUCAAACUACAUAAUGUGGCUGAAAACGCUGAAUUUGCAACAAAGUUUUGAACUAAUUUUCAUGUAACAGAGUGUCAGUGACGGAUCAGAUUUGAGCCCUCAGGCCUUUAACUGCGUCUGCUCUUUGAGCCUCGGAGCCCUCCUAAUCCAGCCGUGUUUUCAGAUGCCUCUCCGUUUGUUUUGUUUGAAUUUCACAUAAUCCCCCCCUGUAUUCUAAAGUAAUCACACUCUUUGUUGUUACUUUCAGAGAAAAAAUCCCGCCGCACAGCUUCUUACAUUGCACAGUGAUACAGAAUUUAGAAGAGGGCAUCAUUUUUUGUGUUUUGUAACAUCUUUUUUCACCAGCACUCCAAAGUCUGGGUCAUUUUAAUCUUGAUCUAAGUACGGAAAGAAAGAGUCAUGAUUUGUUAUGUUAUCCGCUCACCUGUGCAGUUACUGUGACUCAAAAUGCCUCUGUUUGGGUGAAACUGCACAUAGAGGAGUCAGCUCUACUUUUUUUAAUUGUGCAAGGCUGUACGUGGUGAGCUGGUGGAAGAUAAUGGUGCAAUAGCAGUUGAGGCAUUUGAUAUGGAGUUGCACUGACCAGCACCCUCCAGGCUUACUAAACACUUCCCGUUUGACUCUUUCUGAUGAGUCCACAGCCAAGUGUUGGAGGAAUUCCCCUUGAAUCACCAACAAAACUACACCCUAAUCUGAAAAAAAUGUUUUUGAGUCUUAAUGUAGUUUCAGGGGACUUGAGCUUUUCUCCUUUUAAACUUCAGUUUAACUGCAGCAGCAGAAAAAAGACAGUUUCAGAGCUUUUAUUUUGAAAUUAUCAAAUGAGAAAUAACCUGCUGUGCCACCAUGUUUACAGUGUUUAUAACUGUUUUAAUGUUUCCUGCAGAGAUGAUGGAUUUGUAGAGAGAACUCUUGGCCAUGGAGAUGCAGAAGCCCUGGAGGUCCUUGGUGGGGUCUGGAGCAGCCUGAGUGGCAUGAAGGCUGGAGGACAACGUCCAGCUAGCUGGGAGGACUGUGUCAGCUGGGCGCGCUGCAGAUGGGAGACUCUUUUUAACAAUGACAUCUGCCAGCUUCUGCACUGUUUUCCUGCUGAUCAGGUAAAAUCACCCUAGAGAGAAAACUCUCCGUAUAACCUGGGAAGAAAGGGUGUAGUGUUUCUCUUAUGCUCAGGGGGGCACUGUUGUGUAUGUGAAAUCAUCGCAUACCAAUAAAUUAAACGCUGCAGUGGGGUAUUGGGCACAAAAGGACUGUCAGUGAGUGUUUAAUUUUCACUUUUCACAUCAUGGAGUAAUACACCACAUCUCCCCUUGGGCUCAGAGACCACUAUUAGUCAUGUUUGAAAUCUGAUCUGGUGGUAGUUAUCACUGAUGAAGACCUCGGAGCAGCUCUGAGGGUUUGUAAUCUGGUGAAGCAUGCAGACACAAUGAUGUCACAUGUUGCUGUCACACCUGUGGGGGGGUGGCACGGAUCAGUAUCAACCUAAACAGACCCUCAUUAACCCCGGCCCCAGUCCGUCAACUGGUUGUUCUUUCCUCAUUAAAGUCCCUGAAUGGUUGGAGAAAUUCCCCUCACAAGGAACCGUUAUGGUAAAGCAGGUCAUUCUCUGAACAAUUCUCAGGAAAAACAUGUUUUUUGAAAAUUAUCAUCAAAUGAAAAAAUCUCAUGAGACUCAGUUGAAACCAAUUCAUACAGUGACAUAACAUGUUUGUUUAGCCUCAUAACUCUUUUACAGCUGUUACCCUUUUCUUCUCCUUUUUCUUUCCACACUUCUCUUUCUUGAACAUAAGUGUUUUGUUUGUGUCCACUCUGUAAGUCACUUUCAACCACAAACAUUUGGGGAACUUUGAUAAGGCAGCCAAAGUCAGUUAACGGUCACAAACCACAUGGGGAAUUAUGGUUACGCCAGAAUGACAGAUAACUGCAUAUUUGAUGUAAAUGCUGCCUCCUCUGCUGGGUGUGAGACUCCACAUAGUGUGUGCUUGUGUGUGUGCUUCUGUAUGUAGGCUUAAACUUAGACACAACUUAAAGUUAGACUGGACAGUACCAGAAGAGAUGUCUUGCAGUCCGACAAAAAAAUAAAAACACGAAAAGGUUAUUUUUCUAAUCUGAAGAUUUUAUUAGAACACUUUUUUUUCUUUUCUUAAACUAAUCUUAAAAGAAAUAAGCAAUACUGCUGCCAAUUUUCCAUCUGAAUCCUACGAAAGAGGAUAAGAGCGACAUCAAGAGGAAAAAAUAAUUACAGGAAGGAGAUUAAAGUUACAACGUUGACAUAAAAAAUCAAAAUUAUGUCAACAAAGUUCGAGAUUUAAAACUGAAAGAUCAAGAUUGAAGCCAAAACUUUGAGAUUACAAAAUGGCGAAUUGUUGUGAUAAUGUUGAAAUUUCAGGAUUGCAAAAAAAUUAACAUUCUGAGAUUCAAGUUGACAUUUCAACAUAAAAAAACUCAGAUUAUGUCGAUGAAGUCGAAAUUUUGAGAUUAAAAAUUAAAUUUCUAAAUUAAAGUCAAAUUUAAAGAUUACAAAAUGCCAAAAUGUCAUGAAUGAUGUCAACAUUUUGAGAUUAAAGUAGUCAUGAAUUAAAUUGAAAUUUCAACUUUUUAAAAUUUCAACUUUAAUCUCGAAAUGGAAAUUAAAAAAAAUCUCCCUCCUGUAAUUAUUUCCUUUUCUUCCUGUGGCCCUCAUCCUCUUUCGUAGAAUCCUAACUCUGAAAGAGAAACCAUCGUUGCUGCCUUUUGGCUACUUUAACAAAAUCACCCCUGCAGUGAAAAGCGGCGCCAGCAGUGGGAAACUCUCCCUUUCCCAGCAAUGUGGACCAUUUGGCAACAUCAAAGCUCUCAGCCCCUUUGUUCCUUUAUCAGACACACAAAUUGUGUUGUCAGCACACAACUGAUAACAGUAUUAGAGUAACUGUGUCUGAGAGGGUUGUAUACAUCCUGCUGUGUCACUGAAACCAAGAGGCUGAGUGUCUUUUAUCAAUAAAACACUGAUACUGUCUUGUACACUUAUUAUAUUUCCUUUGUCUUCUCUGUAGGUGACUCCUACUGGUCUACCUUUCUGGUCCGGUUCUAAGAGAUGCCCUCAUCCGCUGACCUUUGACCCUGACUGUGUGAGUUGUGUCUGGUUCCCUGCUUGAUUCAGUUGUAAUCCUGAAACAGUGCACACAGGAAUGACAGAAAAAUGCCACGGUGUUUGGUGAUGACCCCCUCACAUUCCUUCUUAUCUGCUCUAUCAGCGGCUCUUCCUCUCUUUGACCGUGCGCAGGAUUCUUAUCUGAGCCGUGAAAGUCUCUUAACCUGCAGACAGACAAUGAGAGGAGGAUAAAAAUCUGCUCACCACAUCUGUUAGCAGUUGUAAAAUUCAGGCUGAUUUUAACAGGCUCAUUAAAAUUGGUCUAAGGCUAAAAAUAGGCGACCAUGGCAGUGAGGAGUCAAGAUUUGGAGAUGUAUUUUAACUCUACGCUUCAUGGAGUUCACUCACUGUUAGCGUUUUGUAUUGAUCCCAGCUUCUGAGUGUUAUUUGGACUUAUUUUUCUUUUUACAACAUCCAUUUAUAUUCCUAAAGACACUGUUUUCUAUUGACUGUUAAGAUAAAACGAUAAAGGUUUGUUAGUAAUUGUUCUAUCCAACUCCGUCGUUUAGCCCACACACAUGGAUUACAUCAUAUCAGCAGCUAACCUGUACGGUCAGAUCUAUGGAGUCGAGGGAACAAGAGACUCCAAGUCCAUCAGAGACAUUGUGGAGAAAGUCUCAGUCCCAUCGUUCACUCCUAAAUCUGCUGUGAAGAUUCAUCUCACCGACAAAGAGAUGGAGGAGGACAAAGUAAAGGAUUGUGAUGAUGCCGGUGAGUUAUUUUCCCUUCGAAGUUGUGACUUUAAAUUCUGCCUGGCUUGCUUUUCUUUACUCUCUUUGUCCUUGUCCCAGAAAAAGCUCGACUGGAGGAUUUGAAGGGGAAGUUGGCCUCAUCGACUCUGAAAAAGUCAGCCAUGCAGAUGUUCCCCAUGGACUUUGAGAAGGUAGGGCAGGACUGUGAGUGACUCCUCUGCAGAAACCACAGACAGAGCGGCGGCUGAGUGUUAGCAGGAGGCUUCACUCAGAUCUGUGGAUGCUUUCACAAAAUGCCUUUUUUUUCUGGGUCCUCAGUGACCCACGUCUGUGACACACCACAGACAGCAUUCAUUGAACAGAUCCCACUUUAAUUCUGUCUUACCAGCCGAAGCAUCUUUGGACUUGAACUUAUAUUUGAAAAAAAAAGGGCAAAAAGAGUCAGCCAGCUCAUGUGGAACAGGUUUGUGAAAAAAAACAGUGAAUUUACCAAACCUGGACAUACAACACUAAGGGUUUUGUAGUAGGAGCACAUUGAGUUCUCAGCAUCUAUUUCACAUCAAGUCACUGUUACAGUUUUGCAACACUUAAUUUUUAAAAACUAUUUUUUUCCAGUGCAGCAAACCAGGUUCAACAUGUGGUUGUGAUCUGGGUGCCUCUGGUUAAGGAUAAGGAAGCAUAAGUCUGUCCUUCUGGGGAGUUAACGAAAAGCAAAAACUAAAUGCUACAAUCAAUGUCCACAAAAUAGAUAUUCUCCACAAAAUGUAUAUCAAAAAAGAGUUGGAGAUGCUUAUGAUAUACCAGUUGGCCACUAAAAGUUGGUCCUCAUCUAGGGAUGGGCGAUAAAUUAUCAUUCAUGAUAUAUCAUCAGAAAAUUCCUCAAUGAUAAAUAUUUGCCAUGUCAUGAUAAAUACGAUAAAUGCAAGUUGAUGACGUAAGUGUGAGUGAUGGACUCGUAGUCUUAGCCCACACAGAGCAGAAUAACAAACAAACAUGGUUGAAGGUGAUGAAGAAGACGUUUCUGAGCAGCUCUGACUGAACGAGGCUCCACAUGAGGGAAUUCAUUCAAGAUUGGGGGUUAGAAGAGUGCAGUCAGGUGUGCCUGAUAUCAGACAGUGGAUCUGCUGUUGUUCACUCUGUGCAACAAGAGUUUUCCACAAAUGUUGAAAAUGUUUUCACAUUUGAGACUGUGAUGUCAUUAAUCUUCUCAAUAACCUACCACUUAAACUUGUGGUUAAGUAUCUUAUCUACUCCAGCUGGUGUUCUCAAGACAAAAUGAAUCAGAAAUAUAGAUUGGAAUUAUAAUAUUUUUAAUUGAGACUUUUAUCAUUAUUGCCAGAACGGCAAAACUUAUUGUGAAAUUUUUUUUAGCCCAUAUCGCCCAUCCUUAUCCUCAUCACUUUAUUAAGUCUCCUUGACAUAAACAAGGGAGAUUAACUGAGCUUUUCUUUAGAGUGAUACAGAGGCAGCCUUAUGUUGAGCUGGGAUCCCCUGUGUCUAAAUGAAUGCUGUCUUUCGUGAGACAAAAAAAACAAAAAAAAAACAAAGGAGCAGGACUGGGCGUACUGGGAAAUAACUCCCCUCACAACUGUUAUUUUUGAAGUUUUUGUAGUUGUUAUUCAGGCUAUUUAUAAAUCAUGAUUCAUUUCAAACCAUUACUCAGAAUACUCCAGAAAAACAAUGAUUCUAAUAAAUAAGACUAUGUGUCGGCCUUAAUUUGGAAUAAAAGCACUUUUUGGUUAAGUUAUAAGUCGAUUUCCAUUUUGUUUAAUUGACUGCAGUUUGUUCAACCCAAAUUUGAAAGACGGAUCAAAUCAACAAUGAUACUGUAUUUUAAGCUGAACUAAGAGACAUCAUGUUUUGGCGAAGUCAGUAGCAACAGUAAGCAAAUGUAAAAUUCCUUAAAGAUAAGAGGAGAGGAGAGAAGAAAAGAAAAGAGAAGAUGAUACUUAGUCCCAUAGGAGGGAAUGCCAAAUUUACAGCAGCAUAGUUCAGAUACAAAAAGAGAAAAUUAAAGGAUAGAGUUAAAAAAGAUAUGUACAGGAGUCUUAUGUGCACAGAAUAUACAGAAUAAUAUGAUUUAUUGCACACUGAGGUUUCUGUUGUGGAGUCUAACAGCUGCAGGAAGGAAUGACCUGCGAUACCUCUCCGUCACAUACUUCCAUCAUCAUCAAAAUCAUGAGUAAUUAUGGAUGAAUUUCCUAAGAUAUACAUUUUGAAUUCUCCUCUGUUAAUUAAAAUAGAAAAAUAUGUCUUUCUAAUGAGUCUUUUAAUUUACCUGUUGACCUUUGACCCUCAAGUGAAGUCUGUGAUUUCCUCAGAAACCUUGUUAAAGGAGCGGGGGUCAUCAAAAUUCUUGUCUCCUCAUUAGUCUUUUCUGUAUUUUAAUGAGUGUGAAGGUGAAAGCAGACUCUGUUCAAACCUUUGACGCUGACGUGAUUACAAAAAUGCAGAAGCUAAUAGAUUUGUCAGAGAGACAGAUACUUGACUUCAGGCGCGCCGCACUCCAGGCUUAACAAAGAGCUAAACACAGUCCAGACAACACGCAGUUGCUGUAGCUGCAGAGGUGAGUGCAAGAGGAAUUUUUAGCCUGGAUGGUGAAGCACUCGGUGAUUUAGUAGACGCAGUAAUGACAGAGUAUGAGGUAACUCAGGUGAGUAUCAAAUAUCAUCUCCAAAAAGAAUGACAUCCCCAAACCACCGUGCACCCCCUCCUCUUUAUUUCCAUCCCUGCGCGCACGGGUCAGACUGAGGGUAGAUGGAAUGUGUGUAGGAGGGUUUUAGGUGCAUCGGGUUGCUCGCCAGGAGCUUCCUCAUUUCACCUGAAGGCAUCACUGAGUGACAGUCGCCUGGCUAGCCUUUGUAGAGCCGCGCUGGUAGAAGCAUGACCUCAGCGGCUGCGCUGAUCACAACAGAAAUCAGAUUUCCCGGGAUGACACAGCCAUGAUUAAGAAUGAUCUAAGAGAUGUAGAAAUAAAGGAUUUAAAGCUCAAAGCGGUCACAUGGAUACUCAUAUUUGGCACUCAUAUUGCUUUUUUUUAUAAGAUUGAAGCAUUUGUUUCAAAAUUGACCCACACAGUUGUUUUUUAAUCUGUUUGGCACAGGAUGAUGACACAAACUUCCACAUUGACUACAUUGUUGCUGCCUCCAACCUCAGAGCAGAGAACUACAACAUCCCUGCAGCUGAUCGGCACAAGGUUUGCUUUUAUUAACUGUGUGUAUCAUUUGAUUGGAUGCCUGAAACGGUGAGGUAAAUACGAGGGAUGAGGCUGCAGUAAGAGGCGGUAAAGAUUAGAAAAAAGGCUGAAAAUCCUGCACGCUGCUCCCCUCUCCCUCGGGGUCAUGUUUUUAGUUGGUGCUGCACACACCUGCCCCAAAGCCACAGAAGCAGCCUCCUCUCCUUUUGUUCCCGGGGCAGAACUAAUCACAGCACUUUACCUGUCGCCUGGGAGGUGACACCUGAGUCACGCCGCUGCAGCCACUAUACACACAGCCAAGACAGAUGGAGGAGGGGGAGGGUGGGUGCUGCUGAGUGAGGGGAGACAAUAGAGGGUCACCUUUGUGUAAUCACACAUGGAUUUCAACAGGUUUAAUCUUGUUUGGGCAAAGGACUUACUUUUCUCACUAGUUUUCACCAGUGAGUUAGUCUAUCAGGUCUUUACUUCAAAAUGCAUAAAGGCUUAAUGAGUUAUCAGUGCCAGUACGAUAAUAAAGGAUUUGUCAUAGGGGUGUCUCGAUACAAUUCUUUUGCUUCCGAUACGAUACCAAUAUUGUAGCCUUCAAUAUUGACUGAUACCGAUGUUGAUCUGAUAUUGGCACAAAAUUGUGCAUGACAAGUUUUUCACUCAGCUGCAAUGUCUUUUCGGACUCAAACAAAAAAUACUGCCACAAGGUCGACAUCACCCCUACUCCUUGCUACUUUGUUAGUACCUCAGUACACACUGUUGUUGUGAUCACGUGGGCUCUGCAUGCACAAUCUGGGUGCUGCUAGAUAGAGGUGUCGGAGUGGAGUCUGAAAUGGACUACUUGUAUCAGAGUGCUGAUAGCGGAGAUUUAAAAUUUAGGCCGAUAUAAUCCAAUAUUCAAUUUUUUACUGAUAUUGGACCAAAAUCCGAUGUCGAUAUCGGGACAGCCCUAAUUCGUCAGAUAUGCUUUGUAAUGUUAGACCUUCAUACUUUUCAUAUGUAAAACAUCAGAAUUCAAAUGAACUUGCUGCUCUUGUUGUCAUAGAAAAUAAGCGUUUUAAAGGCUCAGUAUUUCCAACAUAACAAAAUAAUUAAUAAUGAAUUUGACCCAAUUUUAUAACCAGCUGACAGCUGCUCACUAAAGCUUUAAGGGAACCACAAACCCCUUAAGGGUAUUGGUAACACUUUACUUGACACCUAUCUCUACAUCGCAUUAUAAAUAUAUGUAUAAUGUGUUACAAUCACGUUAUAGCAUUGUAUAACUAUAGUUAUAAACACUCAUAAAUGAUCAUAAUGUUUUAUAGUAAUAAUCAUAAUACAUUAUAAAGCAUUUUAUCAUGACUUACAAGUUCAGGUAUUACAAUGUGUUAUAACUGUUAUCAUCUCAUUGACAAUGCCCACAUAGAUAAUGCAUUACACAUAUAUUUAUAUGUUAUAACUUGCUUAUAAACUUGUAUAACUAUCAUUAUAAACACUCAAUAAUUAUCAUAAGGCUUUUUCAAAAUGAGCAUAACACAUUAUCAUACCUGACCUUGUAAGUCAUGAUAAAAUGCUUUAUAAAGUGUUAUGAUUAUUACUAUAAAACAUUAUGAUCAUUUAUGAGUGUUUAUAACUAUAGUUAAACAGUGCUAUAACGUGAUUAUAAUGAUUAUUAUGCAUUAUACAUAUAUUUAUAAUGCAUUAUAGAGAUAGGCAUCAAGCAAAGUGUUACCAGGAUAUUAUUUCAGGUCAGGACAUCUUGAGUCUUAAUGUGGAUGUAAACAACUUGCUGUAUGUUUUUUUAACAUGAACUGAGUGAACUCUCCUCCGUCUUCUCUACAGAGUAAGCUCAUCGCUGGAAGGAUCAUCCCGGCCAUAGCUACCACUACAGCCGCAGUGGCGGGCCUGAUGUGCCUGGAGUUGUACAAACUGGUGCAGGGUCACCAGAAGAUCAGUUCUUACCGCACAGCUUACUUCACCCUGGCUGUUGAGUACUUCGUGAUGUCCCAGCCGAGCCCACCCCGACGCUUCCAAGUGAGUAACAGCUUUGUGCACCCACACCCACAUUCAGGACCUGAGUGAUGCUCUUUAUACAGCCCGACAGACUCUUACUGUAUAUACAUUUAUUAUUAGAGUCUGUCUACUUUGGGGGUAAAUCUGUAUGUUUCUAUGGAAAUGAAUGUCCUUCCUCUUUGGCUGGAGAGCAUUAAGUCAUGAAUGAGUGCUCUCAGGGUUAGAGACCAUUGCUAACUGUCAAUCUCAAGUAUAUAAGCCCAGUCUUUAGCCAUAGCUCAGUGUAAUCCUCCGGGCCCUUCACUGCAGGUAGAGCACAAACACACCCACGUCUGCCUCUGUGUUUGCACAAGUAAAGUGAACUCAAAGAGACUGUAAUUUAAAGAAAAAAAAAGGACAGGAGCUUAUUCUCUUAAGACAGACUCCUUUAAGGAUCAGGUCCAGUCAAACGUUUGAGGUUACUGGGUUUGUGGGGUCAUACUGAGUUCUUUAUGCUGUAUCAGCCAAGCUUAAAAACAAAAACACAAAGUGGCUACGAGCCAGACUGGAAAGCAAAGCAGCGCUGCGGGUCACAUUUUAGGUCAAAGUUGUGAGGAUACACAGUGGAAAUUUGACUGUCUCCUUUAACGCCAGAGUACUCAGCGUCUCUCUGAUAUUAGAGCUGCCCUCACCAGCGUUCUCCCUCAGAGCAUCGAGCCCCUGACAGACAGGGGUCACUAGAGGUCGUCAAGUGGGGUAACUGUGUCCUCUGGGACGUGAGGGUGCUCUGACAGGGAGCGGUGAGACAGUGUAGGCCUGGUUUCAGCUUUGGUUACAGAAAUGCUGCAGCUGCAUUUAAGGCUGCUGUGAUGACAGAGGCAGCUGUGAGUUUCUGCGCAGAUCUGGAGUUCCUCGCAUGCCCUCAUCCUUAAACACAAAGACUGCGAUGUUCCCACAGUUGUUGCCUACGAUCUCAGUGAAAGUGUGUACAUUCGCUGUUUGUCUUUUCAUCUGUCCUCUAAAUGUCUCUGGCUGUAACACAAAAUUUACCACAGCAGCAGAAGACGUAGGAUGAAGUGUGUAACGUCAUCCAAGCCAGAGGGUGAAUAUUAUUAAAGUUUUGAAUGAUUAAAGUCAGAUGGAGAUGGGUUGAUGCAAUCUUUUCCAGACCCUGGCUUUUCCAGCAGGACAUGAAGUUGUGGAGUAUCAGCUUUUAAGAUCAGCUCAAGAGCAGAGAUAUCACACAACCCAUGGAAAAGGCUCUGAGGUUCAGGGUCAGGAAUUUAAGGGUUAGGGACAAAAUCCUGGAAAACUGAAUACCAGUGAGCACCAGUAACACUGAACAUGUGUGCUAUAACACUCAUACUCAUAGGAGAGGUGAGAUAGAGAUGGUUUGCAGCCAAAUCUUCAUUGUUGUUGUGAGAUGUGAUUUUUUAAAGUUUUUUUUCUCCUUUUUUGUGAAAAUAUAGUCAGUAUAAAUCAUUCGGGAUGGCCAUUCAAAAAGACAAGCCAGAACUAAGGAUAAAAUAGCAUAAGAUCAGGCAGAUUGGAGAAUUUUCAACUAUAUGUCUGUAUUCAAGUAAUACGGAAGACGAUUAGGGCCACAUGAAGAGUGAAAAAGAUAAGUGCAGGAAGAGAUUAAUAUCGAAAUUACAAGAUUCAGGUCAAAAUUUUGAGAUUAAAGAUGAAACUUUGACAUUAAAAAAUCCAAAUAAUGUCAAUAAAGUCGAAAUUUCGAAAUGAAAGAUUGAAAUUUCGAGAUUAAAGUCAAAAUUUCGAGAUUACAAAAUGUUGAAAUGUCGUAAACAAUGUCGGUGUUUCGAGGUUUAAAAAUUUUAAAUUUUGAGAUUAAAGUUGACAUGUCCGUUGUAUUCAUGUAAUUUUGAAGUUUUUUUAUCUUGAAAUUUCGACUUUAAUGUGAAAAUUUUGAUUUUUUCCAUUUAGACUUUUUAAAUUUCGACUUGAAUCCCGAAAUGGAAAUUUAAAAAAAAUCUCCCUCCUUUAAUUUUUUUUUCUCUUCUUGUGGCCCUAAUCCUUUUUCCUGGAAACAGAAAGUGUUAAUGUUCUGCAUUUAAUUAAAAAAAAAAAACAAUCUCCUCUAGCAUCAUUUAUUGUUCUUGAUAGCUCUCCUGCUCUCAGUAAAAGACCACAACUUCUCUUCUUUCUUAAAUAUGUGGAUGUUAAAGCCUGUGAUUUUGAAACAGCAGAUAUAAAAACAGCAGACCUGUUAAUUCUCUCUUAUCUUCCUAAUCUGUCCAACAUUAAAGACGGUUUUAUUACACGGCUUUUGAAGCGAAUGCAGACGUGCAGCUGUUAAAUAUCACUGAUCAGACAUGCAGUAUUAGGAGCUCAGCUUACUUUUGCAAUGCCUCCCUUCAUGAGAUCAGUCUCAGUUCAUUAAUAUCAAGUAACAACACUCAAAUCUCACUGGUUGCACUGAAAGCUUUCUCCAGUGUCUAAAGUGAUGCUUGUUAAAGUUCGUGUUUCUCUGCCCAAUCAGAUUAGGGACAGGAAUGUAAAUCGGUGUUAUCACAGCUCUGGAUUUGUGAUCCUCAGAUGAUAAGACAAAGUUGUUUAGAGUUUCUAAAGACAUGGCUGUGUAGCACUCUACCCACUAUCUCUCAAACGACUGUCAUUUACUGCUCCCUCUCUUAAUAUUCAUCCUUUUCCAGAAAUUGUUGCUUUAAAGCAGCUGUUUCCCAAAAUAGGAAGUCCCCCUGGCUUUCCCCCCUGCUGUUGCUAUUCUCUGUAUGGAGGCAGAAAUAUGUAAACAGAGGGCUGGCCUUGUCUGCUCAACACUACGGUUCUUGUGUUAUUGUUCUGCGGUUUUAGAGCAGAGGCACAGACCAUAACAGGAGGAGCGAGUUCAGAGAUAUGUACAUCUGAAACAGGUUAAAGACAUGUUUGAAAAUCUGUACCCAUCAUGAAAAGUUGCUUGUCAUAGUUCAGAUGUUUAAAAAAAAAGAAGUAUCCGCUGAUGCUUGCACAUUGUCACAUGUAGACUUUGAGUUCACUUGUAGCUUGAUGUAUAAACAACAAUCCAAUGACACUCAGAAAGUACGCUUAUCUUUAAAUAAAUCAGACAACCAACUUUACCAGGUGGUGAUGUCAAGUGUCGAUUGUUCUACUCCCACUAAGUGACCAAAAGAGAGAAAGACGAAUAUCUCUCACAACUGAGCAGCAAACUUGUUAGCUAGAAAAAUUUUCCAAAACUGUUCAGGGUUCCAACCAAAGUAUGGACAGUAAUUGAUCAAGUUCCAGGUCUUAAAGUGAUAUUCUGGCGUAAAAAUAAGUUAGGGUCAAACACACUGUAACAUCAAGUCUCCCUCGAGAGCAGUGUUGUUUUCGUCAGGCCUUGACGAAAAUGAGACUAAGACGAACGUCACCAAAGCUCUGUAAAGACUAAAAUGUGACGAAAAUUGUAUUCAUUUUCGUCAGAUGAGAACGAGACGAGACUAAAUUGUUAUUAGGUGGACGAACAAAGUUUCAAAACAUGCUUUUUUUUGUCCUAACAGUCACGCCCCCAUCACACACGCACCAAACGCCUCGCUCGCGCACAGCUGCACGCACAUACUCAUACACAUACACAGAGCGGCAGGUGGACGAGGCGCGCACCCACACACACCGUGGCGGGAGGCACAGCAGCGGUACCCGGUGGCUGAAAAAAGAGGGAUGAUUUUUGGUCCUACUUCAGAUACAGUCCAAGUGACAAUGAAACACAAUGUCUUGUACGGGGACGGGGAGACGAGACAGACGACAGUUGUGGAGCCACAGCUUCCUCAUGCUGCGGCUUCAAACUGUCGGGACAGAACACCACGAACCUUAAAAGGCACCUUUUUGUCGACUAAAACUAGACUAAAACCUUUUGAGUUUUCGUCGGACUAAAACUAGACGAAAACUAUCAAGGAUAGAAAUUACUAAAAUGGGACUAAAACGAAGAAGCAUUUCGUCAAAAUGACUAAGACUAAAACUAAAUCUAAAAUGCCUGCCAAAAACAACACUGCUCGAGAGAUGAAUGUUGCAGACUGCUUGCUUCUCUUGUUAUACCAACUUUUGUAACAACCACGAUAGCAAUACACAGCGGUCUACGUCUCCACGCGCACACAUCAACCAAAAAGCCACUCUAUAGCCACAAAUAAUGCUCAGAACAGCACCUAACUUCAUCAACAGUACAUAUAGGGUCCCAGCCAUAGCACUAGCCACCAAAAAUCUUUUAAACUUUGCCUAAUUUCUUAAGCAAAGAGACUAAACACAACUCACCCACUCUCUUCCAGCAGCCGCUUAUUUGUACAAAGACCUUGGGUGAGUCGAUCACCGAGUGCAGCGGAGUUUCGCAGCUCAAGGAAGAACAUUUAUGAUCAUUUCUUCAUUGAAAAGUAAUCAAACCGAGACACUAAGGUAGAAGAACUACUGCGUCUGCAGUCCAAAAUGAUUAUUAUGACGAUUAUUACUUCAAGAAAAUGAUAAAGUUAUAAUUAACAACAUAACAUUCAUCUCUCAAGGGGGUGUCUAACUCGAUGUUACAGUGUGUUUGACCUUAACUUAUUUUUACACCAGAAUAUCCCUUUAAAAAGUAUCGAAAAUGAAAGAUAAAGUAUGUAAAAAUGUUUAUGUUUACAGACUAUAACCAUAGUUCUAAUAUAUUGUUUCUAAAAUAGAAAAGUAGGUAAUUCCAGAAAAAAAUAAUUCUAAAAAGUUCGGUAUGAAAAAGUAUGGAAAUUCCAUCUAUGUAGGAACCCUGACUGCGACUCCCUGAAACCAAAUCAGACUUCUUAAGAUUUUACAGUCUAUGCUUCACACACACCCUCUUUACUAGUUAUGGAGAAAGUAGGACUAACAUCAUCUUAAGUCACAGACAGUGCAGAUAGAGCAGGCCUUGUUAAAGUAGAAAAGAUAACCUCAGGAGACAUUAAAGGAUAUUUCAAGGGCUGUAAAGAUUAAUGAAUGUCCUGCUUCUGCAGCUGCAUUUAAGCUGCAGCCUCAGUCAUACUCAGAGAGGAUCCUUGAGGCCACAACAGAGAGAGGACAUGUUGCAGCUGGGUUUUUUAAUAGCUCCAUCUUCACCCCCUCCAGCAGCCUGCCUGACUCUCUCUGUACCACUCUAUGCUGUCUUUACUUGUCUGUUAGGCAGCUUGCUGUCUGUGUGCCACACAGCUACUCCCUCUUCCGUGUCUUUGCACACAUCCUCCACACCCCGGUCCUAACUGCGUGCCCUUUCACGCUCCCUCGGUGCCCCUGUUCCCCAGCAUGCCCUUUUGGUCUCUAAUUGAAUUAGCGGGCUCCUGAUUUGUGGAAAGCCACUCCAAGGUCGAUGCUCACACUGCUUCUUUGUUAAUUGCCUGCAGAAAUGACGGCUAUUUCCUGCCUUCACAGGAAACUGUGUAUUGAAACCAGAUUUCCCAGCGAGAGCUACGUGAUCUUGGUGGAGGAGAGAGGGGAUUUUGUGUCCAUUCGUUGCACUGUCUGUUUUUAAUAUCUGCCAUUCACAAUUUGGUGAGCAGAACAAGCUGUCUUGAUUAUUUUUGCAUGUUAAUGUCUAUCAGAAAAUCAUGAAGCAAAUAAUAAUUUCUACUUCAAUCCAGGAGGGGCGUCUGAUAUUUAAGAAUUUAACUAAAACUUGCCGUUCCUUCAUUUGUGAGGUGCUUUUCUCUAAUUAAAGGCCUGUCAUACAAAAAGCAGGGACUUGCUUAAGAAGAGAAAUAAGACAACAAAAGGGGAGAUUUACCUCACAUGUGGUUCAAUCUGCCUCCUCAGACUGUGCCGGUAAAGAAAAAAAGGGUUAAACAUGAUCCUCAGCCCUCUGAGCUCCUCUGGGAGCUCUGGCAUGGAGCUGCAUUGUUCGGUUUGUAACUCAAGCCCCAGACAUGAAUAGUGCUCAUGGGAUAAUGAGUAAUCUGUGAUCAACACAGACGCCUUGUGCCUUCUGUUGUUUUCCAGGUUUUUUUUGUCGGUGAUGUUGUCGUGUAGGUUGGUUGACCUUCUGUUUCAGAUGUUGUCUGUUGUUUUUCAUCGCAUUGUUCCAUCACUGCUGUUAUUUAGUUCCUCUGAGAUCCUUAACUUCUCAUUUGUGUCAUCAAUGAUAAUAAAUGUCAGUGCGAUUGCUUAUUAUUGACGUCAGACCUAAGAAAAUGGCAGUAAAUGCUCAUAUGAAAAGUUGAACUCAGAGAUCGUGGGAAGUAAUUCAGUCAGAAGUGUUUGUUUUAGAGCUAAUAAACCUAGAAAUGAUUAUCCUUAUGUAACCAUUUACAAGAGUCAUCUCUGAAUCUGAAUUUGAAUUUAUUAAAGGAUGGCCUUUUGAGAUGUUGUAUCUCAUUUUCAAGGGGGUCCCUAAACAAACAUAUACAUAGAACUCAGGACACAUUACAAUACAUAAACAUACAUAACAUUAGGCUGACCAUAUUCUGACUUCCUAAAAAGAGGACACGACUACGCAGAGGCGGAGUCACAGAGUCACAUGAAGUUAUUUUUUAAAGAGUUUUUCGGGUUGGAUCAAGUGUCUUUUACGCGCUUUUAACUCAGUAAGUCCAUGUGACACAAAAUUGAAACUUACGUACAAAACCGCAGACAUUUGAAGGACUUCAUAAACUUUCCCGAACAAAGACGUACAAACCCAGACAGCCUCUCCAAAACGAGAACAUGUCCGGGUAAAAGAGGACGUAAUGACACCUUACAUAACAUAUAACAAAUACAGACAUCUUUCUCACCCUAGUCCCCCCAACCCCAACCAACAUACAAAACAUAUUAACAAGGAUAAAUAAUGUGAACAAAAAUGCAAAAAAAAAAAGUAAAGAAAAAAAAUCAGAAACAUGAGCAAUUUGUUUUGAGAUGGGAGUAUAGUGACUUUUUAAAGCAAUAAGAAAAAGUAAUAGAAUGUAAAGAAAGAGGCAGGUUAUUCUGACCUGAUGGGGCUUUAUGAAAUUAUGAAACAUUACCAUCAUAUGACAGCAGUGUAGUCUUCUCUGUCCUCUCCUUAGUCCCAGGUUUUUCCUUGUUUUUCUUCAGGUCUCUUGGAUCUCCUCUCAGUAUAUGGGAGUUAUUACAGGUCUCCACCUUCCUGCUUCAUUAUUCUCUCAUUAUCGUCCCAUGCUGGCAGGAGAAGGUCUACAGGUUCCUCAUUAUGGACAUUAGAUGUAAUUUUCUAGUCUGGUCCUGAUGUUAUGGGUUCACAAAUGAAGCCAUUAACUCUGAAUUCUUGAGUCACUCCGUCAUUCAUUUUUCUCUUUUCACAUAGAAGCUGUUACCUCAUACUUUAACACAAAACCUGCAUGCUUGGUACUCUGUAUACGAUGAGAAUGUCACAGGUGGUGUGAAUUGUGUCCUCUGCUCUGAGAGACGCAGCAGGACAGUCUGUCUGCUCGCUGUGACUGUCAACUGUUCUGGCUAAUCAUGUAUGCUGUGCACAUGAUGUACUGGGUAACAACAUACACAUGUCCUGGUUUAUGUGAUUGGAAACAGACUCAAAAUAACCUUUAACUGGUCUUUAUAGGGAAUCAUAAAAAAGAAGAGUUUGUGUUUAUUCACAGGCAGAAACUGUAGGGUUAAUAAAAACUCCUGAUGGGUGUCAAUCUCGUCUUUUAUCCUUAAACGAAUAAUAGUUUUGUCUUCAUUUUCUUUGUAAUAGUUUGGACAGGAACUGGCACCCUGUUUGGCAAGGCUGGGUGGCUGCUUAGUCAUGUUAAGAUCCACAGCUGAAAUCCAAGUCAGCGUUUAUCAUUAAGGAACAAACGGAUCACAAGUCACACUGAGUAUGAACGUCCACGCCAUCCAUCAGUGAUAUUUCAGUUAGGAGCUAAGUGGCUGAUAAUGAAGUUGAACAGUUCAUUAAGUGAUAACAUGCCUUUAAAUAAGGAGCAUAUCUUCUGCUGGAUCAUGGUAACUGCAGUUUUGUUAUUGAGAAAAUAAAUGCAUGUCUGCUGUGUCUGUGUCUGACGCCAGAUAAGCUUAAAGAUUGUGAACAGCUGACAAGGUUAGGACAUCACAUUGAUCCGCAGAUGUCAAUAAAUUGCUCCAAUGAUCGAUACACAGCAUUACGAUACAAAUAACUAAAGAGCACGACCUUUGGUUAUUUAAUCAUUUAAUCAAUACUACAAUGUUGGAUGGAACAACACUCAACAUGUUUUAUGCUCAGUGCUGGAUGUUUUUUUUAACUGAGUGAUGGCUGACAAAUUUGCAGGGACUAAGGCUGUGUCCGAGUUCUGCACUGUAGACAGGAAUGAACAGUGUGAGCCAUUGCAGCAGUAAGAUUGAAAACUGCACAAGAAUUAUAUGUUUUCUGUUGUUUUACACAGGAAGUAUUCUAACUGAAGACAUGAAAGUGCACUUAAUACAAGAUCGUAAAGACCUUUUUUGAGUUUUCAGAUAUUCAGGAACCUGGCACAGAAAGAGAACCAGUGAAUUACAGACAGAAAAAAUGCUUAGAUUUAGAAAAAAAUGGCACAGAGACCCAUGAAAGAGGAUUAGGACCACAUAAAGAGAUAAAAAUUAAUUACAGGAAGGAGAGAUUCAAGUCAAAAUUUAGAGAUUAAAGAAAUCAAAAUUAUAUCAAUGAAGUCGGAAUUUUUAGAUUAAAAAUUAAAAUUUCAAGAUUAAAGUCGAAAUUUUGAGUUUAUUCAUGUAAUUUUGAUUAUUUGUAAUCUGGAAAUUUCAACUUCAAUGUCAAAAUUUCAAUUUUUUCAUUUUGACUUUUUAAAAUUUCAACUUUAAUCUUGAAAUUUUGACAUAAAUUUAAAAAUGGAAUUUAAAAAAACCUUUCUCCUGUAAUUAUUUUAUUCUCUUCCUGUAGCAUUAAUCCUCUCUCGCAGAGACCCAUUUUUAUAUGAAUGCCUUCAAAGCGUUUCUUUUAUAAGUGAUUGUUGUAACUGCACCUCUGCUGUGUGGGUGUCUGCGCAGGCUCCAGCAUGUCAGUGUCCCAUUUGUAAGAGGAGCAUUUUAUUGACUCGGUCCUCCCUCCCGCCCUGGGUCAUUUUCAGUCAGGUGAAGUGCCGUUAUCUUCUUAUUUUAAAGACAAUCACAUUGAGGCUGUGUUUGCUGUUUUACACGUCAAUGGAAGUCUUUCAAAAGGAACAGCCUGCUUUUAGUCUGUGUGUCAAACUCGGCACUCUGCUGAGAAGUGUCUACAGGCUGCUGAGCUGCACCUUAGUCUCCUCCCCCCACGCUGCACCACUUAACCAGAAGCAAUCCGUCAAAACAUGCAAUUUGAAAUAUAAGGAAUCUUUAACACAUAUUUUAUUUUUUGUGUCUUUGGGCUGAAUGUAAGGCGGGUAUAAUGGCAAUUAUCUGGAUUGUAAGGAAGUUAUUGACAUUAGCAGUUGGAGGUCCGAGCCAUCUGUUUCUCUGCUGUGGUCCAAAGAGAGUGAUGAUCAAUAGUGAUCAGGUAGCAGAUGACACUCCCGCUCAGACAAAAGGCACACUUUACAUCACAGUGCUAUUGUCCUUUUGUUUAAAAAAAAAAAAGACUAUUCAGGAAAACACAAGCAAACACGUCCCUGCAGACAAACUGUAGUUUUAUGGCUCUUAAGGUUAGCUCCAUCAGAUCUCAGUCAAAGAUGAUGUUCCCUUAACCUGUCUGCAUGACUUAGUCAUGAUUGCACCACGAUGACACAUUUACAGUCACAAGAGGAAGCUUUUGGAGUAAAGUACUGAGAUUGAUGCGGGACAGCAGAGGAGGCAUUUCUGUUAUACUGCAUCAAAAUUCAGCCAACAAAUCCCAAUCAUUGAUCAAACUGGCAGGUCCAACUUCUCAUUGUGUAGAUAAGUAAUAAUCACAGAAUUGACGCCCUAAUGUUGCAGUGUCACCCAUCAAAAAGCAAACAUUUCAAUGUGAUGUUAUUGGCAGCAUCAGUGCCAUCAACCUUGGCUAUGUGCUGUAAAGGAAAGCACUUUAAUACCAGAUGAGUGAAGCGGGAAUUGAUUGUCCUCUUAUGUUUCCAACAAUGUUCUGAAACUUCCUGGAUUCAGUUUUAAAGGAGGGUGUAGCCUUUGUUAUGCAAUACUUUUAUGUAAUGCCUUUGUGAAUACAACUGUCCAAAACUAUCUAGGAUAGAAAAUGAUAGAAAAGAAAGCUUCUGGUGUCAUUAUUAAACAAAAUUCAAACAAGCAGCUUUACCUUUAAAUGAACAAGAAUUAGAUUUCCACACUAACAGACACCAUGCAUUUAGGUGAAAAGGGGGAAAAAGUAUACAGUGCCCAAGAUAAGUCAGUACACCCCCUGUUAAAAGUAAUGUAUUAGCCAAUAUCUAGAUGAGCAAAAGUACAAUUUCCAAAGUUUGGACAAAGCUUAGUUUAACUUAUUAUUUUAUUUACCAUAAGAUGAAAAUAAGGGUGAUCUGGUCACCAAAAUUUAGCUUUGCUUCAAGAACGUCGAUUGGUGUGUACAUAUUUUUGCAUCCUGAUUUUAAAUUGAAAAACAUACUUUUUUGUAUGCAACUUAAAAAAUCUUGUUUGCAAUCAAUGGCCUACAUAUGGGGGAGUAUUUUGUUGCGUAGUCUGGCAUAGAAAAUGUUGAUUUUGAAAGGAAACUAAAGGUUUUCUGACAACUCUGAAGGGGUGUAUUCAUUUAUGCUGAGCACUGUAUGCUGCAUUGCAAGAAAGUAUUGCUUGACAGAUGGUAUAUUAAGUUAAAAGGAUCAUUUAUUCCUGGAAAAUAUGCAGAGCAAUCUUAGAAAAAAAGUAUUGCAGCAUUCAAAUGUGAUGUCUAGAGUUGUGUUAUUUUUGAAUGACCAUAAAAUUCUAAUAUUGGGAUCAUUUUUAGUAGUUUAAGUGCUGAAAAAAGAGACAAUGCUCUAUAAACACGGCACAUUCAUCUAGUAUUGCCAUAAAGUUUGAAUCUCAAGGACAUGUUGGAAAAGUAAGCAGAUUUUCCACAGAGUCAAAGUAAAGACAGCCUAAAGAGAUUAAGAUAAAAAUAUACUCUUAAAAGACCGCACAGUUCCCCCAUCUGCCUCCUGUAAAGCUCUCUUUGAAGCCCUCUGAAGGAAAAGUGUUGCCUUUGAAGAAUCAGGCCUCCAGCCACACUGGGUUGUAAAAAUGUUUCCACUGUUGGGAGUCUGGCCAGAAAUUGAUGCUGAGGCUGGAGUGUGCCUCGGCUGUGCCGUUUCUUGUGGCAGACUUAUCAAGCUUUGCCGAUUGAUCUCAGCUUCCUGGCUCCAAAAAUACGUGAUUGUCCCAAAGGGCAAGAUUGAAAACUUAAAUCAUGGUUAAACUUGGCAUGCAGUGACCUGUGCAACAUGACCAGCAUGCUCGUGUUCCUGAAGGGGGUCACAAUCUGACUUCUAUUCAUACUUGCACCUUAUCAGGUUCAUUUGGCUGAACUUCCUCCAGUUGAACUACAUUCCCACGUCCUCAAGUAUAUCUGCAGUCGCAGGCGUCUAUUUUUGGGUCCAUCAAUCACUACCACUUGUUAUCACAAGAGACUUUAUUGUGUUUCAAGUCCUGUGGAGCCUACCACUCUGUAGAGCCUCUUACUUCUCCGGGAUCCAGAGCACAGCGAUCAGAACGCUAACAUCUGUACUUAGAGCUGGAUCUUGAAUGUGAUCGAAAGUAUCAGAAUUUGGCAGCCAACGCCCAAGGGAUAAAUGAUAUAUUUUUCCUUCUGCUCUUUGCUGAGUUUUUACUUCUGAGUCCUGACUUUGAUGAGUUUUCUUUAUGUCAGUAAUCCUCCGAAUCCUUUGUGACUCAAUGAAAAAAAAUCUAGAUAUUCUAAGUUCUUCUUACCUUCAAUCAUGUAAUUCUGUAAAAGUUAGAAAAUUGUCCACACUAAUGGUUGAAGGAAGUUCCUUUUCGAUGCCUUUAUGCAGAGGAUGGGACAAUGUAUGGAGGAGAAAACUGUCAAGAGAAGUGGGGAUGGGGUGAUUGGGUUUGGGAUGAUUUCCCAUAACUGACAGGCUCCAAACCAUAGUGUAACAUUAGCGUUAAAGGGAUAUUCCGGCGUAAAAUUAAGUUAGGGUCAAACACACCAUAACACCGAGUUAGACACCCUCUCAAAAGAUGAGAAUGUCAACAGAGAGAACGCUAAUAAAUGUUCUUCCUUGAGCUACAGUCUUUAAUGGACUCGUCCGAAGUCUCAAUCCAAACAAAUGGCUGCUGGAAGAGAGUAGGUGAGUUAUGUUUAGAUCAGGCAAAGCUAAAAAGAUGUUUGGUGGCUAGUACUAUGGCUAGGAACCUAUAUGUACUGUUGAUGAAGUUAGGUGCUGUUCUGAGCAUUAUUUGUGGCUAUAGAGUGGCGUUUUGGUUUAGGUUUGGGUGUGGAGACGUAGACCGCUGUGAAUUGCUUUCAUGCGGUCGUUACUUAAGUUGGUAUGACUAGAGAAGCAAGCGGUGUUAUGGUGUAUUUGACCCUUUAAAUGUUAAAUAGUUUUUAAAUUGUGGGGCCCAAAGUCCUUGGUAUUACCCUAGUUGUUUGUGAACCCAGGCUGCCUACUUAUAAGGCUGUAGCCUACGUUGAAAGGGUGUACGAUCCAACUGCUCAGCCAAAGCAGCACCUCAUCAUCAUGGCCCUACUACUACUACUACUACUUUAGUGACAGUGUCAGUGACACUGACCUACUUUAGGUCAGCGUCAGCGCAGCAACAUCCAGUGCUCAAAAUUAAGCCAAUGUGGAAGUGAAAUAAAUUGCACUUCCUCAGGUGUCCACUUGAGGCUUGCUCCAACAGCCCAGGACUUGUUAUCACAUCCUCACCUUUUAAUUUGCAUUCGCUGUACUGGGUUGAAUUUUCCUUAAUUCAUCUGUCAAACUGAUAUUAAGGUUAAAGAAUUAUACCUGUACAAUUCAGGGUGCUGCUGACUUGAUUGACGGAAGCAUUUCAGCCAUUUGUUCUCUCUUUUUUGAGGGGGCUGACUGGCCUGUCCAGAGUUUAUAAAAUCCUUCAAAUGUCUGGGGUUUUGUAUGGAAAUUUUGAGUUUGUGUAGCAUAGACUAACUGAGUUAGAAGUGCAUAAAAAACACUCGACCUGAAAAACUCUCAAAAUUUACUAUGCGUGACUCCGCCCUGUGUAGUAGUGUCAUCUUUUUGGGGAUUCAGAAUACGGUCACCCUAACUUAAACCCUGUCUGACCUCCUCCUCUUAACCUGUAUCUGAAAUGAUUGAUAUGUGGCGCUUUUUUAAGAUGAUAUUAAUUAUGAUGUUUUCCUGGAAGCUGUUUCGGUCCAGAUCUCGUGUUUUCAGGAAGAGCUCACCAGGUUUCCUGUAAACAAAGGGAAGCAGCUUGAUGUUUGGACUGCUCUAUUAAGAUGUUAGGGAAGCACAUUUUUAAUAGGCCACUGAAGGGUGUGACGAUGCAAGCUGGUGGUUAUUCUUAGCACUAGUACUAAGCACUAAUGUGGAGUUAUAUAUCAGGACAGGACUGUGAGAAAACUACAAGGGGAAACUGCUCAACACUUAAUUGUUGAAGUUAUUUCUGUCAUAUUUCAUGAAAAGAUGAUGUGAAUGCAAAAUGGAAAGGGUUGUUUAUGUAUAAAGUGGUGUGCUGCAUCAGUGAAACUAUGACUAAUGUAGAGAAAUGAGAACCAGUUAAUACCAGUGUCCUUUUAUUGUUUUUGUAAAGACCAGCUGUGUCAUGUUUUGGAGGGAAGCUGAAAAAAAACAGAACUGAGUUUGUGGAGCAGAUUAGAAAUUUGGCCGUCCUCCAACAUCACGGCACAGUUUAAACUUACAUGUCCGCUGCUGUGGCUUUGUCCUGAUCGAGCCGUGGAGUGGUCGUUUGUUUCACCCUCGUCCUCUGAAGUUAAGAGCUGAACCACCCAGAAUCCUGACUGCCAGAUCUGCUUUAUGUCCAAACAGACCUUUGGAUCUGCAGAUUCCAGUGAGAUAUGACUACUUGAACACAGCACACAUGUAGUAAUAUAAUAAGAGUAAUUGAGGCUUUCAUGAGAUUUUACUAACUGCCAAGUGGGGGACUCUUAUGUUUCUUUAUCACUCCAUGGCUCAUUUUUUAUGUCUACUUCCAGACGUGUAGUUACUUACUUUUAAUGUAUUUUCCAUGAGCCCACUAAAAAAGCCGCAGCAUUACAUCUCUGCUAGUGCAGCCCUGAUUUUGUGCAGCUGUGAUUGGCCUCAAAGUACCAUCUGGCAGGGAUUUGUCGUCAACAUAACAGGUGACCCCAGCAGACAGGAAUUCUACCUUCUAACCCAAAGAUAGCCUGACCCAAAUUUGAUACCGCCUACUUAUGUGACAUUGAAGUUAAUACAGCUAGUUCAAACCAAGCACUUUGAUUGGUGCAGAGCAGUACCAUAAGUGUUGGCGUAGAGCACAGGGACUUAGACCAGAGUGCGUCACUCCUCUACAGAUAUCUUGAAUUGACUGAUUUUUGAAUUUACAAGCCACUGUCUUGUGCCUGUUCCCAAUCACACCAAGGCACUGGUUUAAGUUGAAAAAAUAAAAGAGUAAAGAAAAUAUUCACAUUAACUAUUUGUUUUAUUGGUGAUAAAAUACAUUCAAAUGUUCCAACAUCAUGACCCAUUCUUAUAUUCAGUAUGACAGCUCCCCAUCUUACGUAACUCAAAAGUGGUAAAACCAAAGCUUGUUUAUUUUAUAUAUGCCAGAGGACAGAAGGGUAUUGCACCCAAAAAACAACAACAAAAAGCUCUGUUUUUCAGGGUCAUUUCUUUCUUUAUGUUCUGUUCUGCGGACUGAUUUUUUUUUCUAUUUUUCAGAUUUUUUUUAUUUUUAUUUUUUUUGUCUUUUGUGUUUUUCAGACUAUUUUUUUUCUUUUCUUUUCUGUUUUUCUGACCUUUUUUUCUUUUCUGUUUUUUUUUUAAUAUUUUUUUCUUUUCUGUUUUUUUUUUUAAAUAUUUUUUUCUUUUCUGUUUUUUAGACUGUCUUUUUUGUUUGUUUUGUUUGACAGACUUAUUGUUUUUCCUAUUCUCUGGGUCAUGAUCAUUCAAAAACAGAUGCUUUCAUCCUCCUCUGCUCGAUUUAUUGGAAGCAAACAUGUUAGUUUAAUCAAGUUUUACUUUCUUUUGGGUUUGAGACACUGAGAGACACUCCAUUCUUUAAGUCAGAUAGAUAGAAUCAUCUCUUUCUGUAAGUUAAUGCAAUAUGCUUCCAUACCAUAAAAAAUGAUUUUUCUUGUAAUCUUUCUCAAACAAUAAGUCUCUGCUUCAUAUUUCAUCUCCUUCCAAAGAUAAAACUGUUUUAUCAGCCAUUUAAGUGCCUUUAAUUGUGCCACAACAAAACCGAUACUGUAGUUGUGCUUGUGGGAACAUUUAGUAAUUGUUUCCAGCAGACACUUUGGUUCCACCGUUCCUGCUUUAACCCCCCCUCCUGCUAUAGUGUUGUAUAGUGUUGAAAAGCUGACGUCACUCUACACACAGACUGAUUGGAUAGUCGAUCUGCAUCAGGUUCCUACUUGAGCUGUGCGACAGAUAUGAGAGAGAGGAAGGGAGGGGAAGGGAGUAAAAAUAGCCCAUGUGUUGGCUAUGCAUUGUGUAAAAUAGGCAUCUAAACACAAAAGCACUCAGGGGAAGUUAUAGCAUGGAAACACUCAACGACAAAAGUUAUUUCACAAGAAACAAUACAUUUACAAGGUUAUUGAGAAUAUGCUUUGUCAUUGUGUGAACAUUUAAGGCUUAGUUUUCAGCACUGAUAAUUCACUUCCAGCGAUCAGCGGUAAGAUUUGCAUUUUGCAGACAAACUGUCUCUUGACCCAAAACCAGACAGAGCACCAAGACUCCCGUCAGGCGGGAGGAGAAGGUUGCCUCCAGUGUGUCUUCAUAACCCCAAACUCUGUGAGUGGUGGGAGUUUUGAGCACCAGUUGAAAAGUUCCCCUUGGCUGCUGGAGCAGAGAUAAUUGGACCCAGGUUUAGCUGGAGUCUUGGUAUUCGCAUCUCGAGCCAAGUUUUGUUCUUCACUGCGUUUCUCAGCAGACAGCGCCUGUGCGAGCAGGGCCGUCUGACCGUGUGACAUAUUUUGACAUUUUUUUCUGCAUGUGAGGAAUCCUGACCCACAUCAGGUCGGGUCAUGUUUUUUUUUUGAGUCCUGUUGAGAGUGAAUUUGUUUAGAUUCAUGUGAUAAUUGUUCAGUGAUAGCAGAGAUGGCAGACUUUGAAGUUUGCAAAGUUGUAUUAAAUCAUCUGGAUGUCCCACCCUUUCCCCCUUAAACAGUUUACAGACAAUUUAAUGGUUUAUACAUACAUGACAUAUGGUGUAAAAUGGUCGCUUUGUAUAAUUCAUUCAUUAUUUUGACAAUCUUUGUGAUAGUCCCAUAAGUGUCUGCUUUGCUCAAAACCGUGUCGUAAUUCUGACAACAACAGUGUAGAUCCGAUAGGUGAUUUUGAGGAAAGACGAACACACCAAAAAACUUUUUUGACUCACCUUUUUUUCACAAUGUUUUCUUUUCUUUAUUUUACAGUUUUCCAUUGACACACAUACAACUUCCAAACAUAGACCCCCUCCCCCAAGGCUCUUAAACAAAAAAUUAAUUAAACUGAAAAAUACAAAAAUAGUCAGACAGUGACUUCUUCAAAGAAUUAUUGUUUUGAGCAUGUUAUAAAGUGGUUCUAACUAUCCAAUACAACUUCAGAUGAUCAUUGAAAAGGAAAACCUUCUAAAAAUUCUAUAAAGGGGCACCAGGUAAGGGUGAAGUUUCUGUGGGCUUUUCAUACUUUCUAUUUCAGUUUCUCUAAAGGUAAAAAAGACAGAACAUCCCUAAACCAUUGUAGAAAUGAAGGAGCUGAAUUUGAUUUCCGGUUAAAAAGUAUGAGUCUGCGUGCAAGCAGGGAAGCCAAUGCCAGAGCAUUUACCUGCAAAUUUGAGACAUGGAUGGAUGGAUGGAUGGAUGGAUGGAUGGAUGGAUGGAUGGAUGGAUGGAUGGAUGGAUGGAUGGAUGGAUGGAUAGAUAGAUAGAUAGAUAGAUAGAUAGAUAGAUAGAUAGAUAGAUAGAUAGAUAGAUAGAUAGAUAGAUAGAUAGAUAGAUAGAUAGAUAGAUAGACACCUUAUACUAUAUAAACAUGACCAUAAGGCAGUAGUGUAGUGCAGCUUUACAAAGGCAUAGUAAACAGUGCAACUGGAUGCAGAAGUGCAAAAAAUAAAGAUGCUGCUUUAUUGUUCAUGGAUGGGAACAUUGUCCUUUGCAGCCUGGAGGUUUAAAAUGACUAUGUGAUAGUGAGGUGUUAAAGUCUGACCACAGAUUUUGGAAAAUACAGGACUGUUACAAACUGUACAAAGUGUUUUUUUAAGAAGUAUUUGGUCAAUAUAUGUUUUUUCUAAAGCUCAUGUGAAGACCUUUCAAAACUAAGAAUUUUAAAUGUGUCCUUUUGGUUUAAAAGAAAUCAAUCUAGCCUUACUGAUUGUACUGUUCAGGGUUGUGUGAGGUAGUUACAGCUGACCCCAGGGCUGCCAUUAGGAGAAAGGUGGGUUUCACCCUGGUUAGGUCACCAGUCUAUCACAGGUUUGAUACUCAGAGACAGACAACCAGACACACUUACUUUGGCUGAUUUGGAGUUGCCAGUUCAGCUAAUGAGCAUGUCUGUGGACUGUGGGAGGAAGCUGGAGUACCCGUGUUGAACCCAUGCAUGUAUGUGCAGAACAGAGAAAAGUACCCUGUGAGAUUUGAACCAGGAACUGUCUUGGUUCAGGUCACACUACACCAAACUGAGGGGAAAAAAACCACCCCAUUGCCCAGAUUGUCUCUACUUGAAGUGUUGGAAAAAUUCCCAGGUUGUUAUUUCACUGCCUGAAGCAGCGUUUUUCUGAUCACAUAGAUUAGUCCGCCACAUUUCAACCUUGUAGUUUAGUCUUACCCACACUGGGCUGUCGCAGCUGCACUAAAGUAGAUGAAAACUUGAGAAAAGCAAGAGAUCUUCUCCCUUAUGUAAGAGGAAGCAGCUUCUUGACCUCAGUGCAACUUGUUGAGGUCUUUACUGCAACUUUCAGAGGACUGACGAUUGUUCUCAGCUGCUCUAUAACACAGUGAUGAAAAAUGAAGGCCCUCUGUCUGUGAGUAUCCUGGGCUCUUGUUAUGGGGCCCAGACAUUUUCACAGCAAGAAGUACUUCAUCCAUCAACUGCCCGUUUCUGUGGGUGUAUUUAUGUGUUGGCUUGUGUGUCGUGUCUAUCCGCAGAUCGCAGGAAAGAAAUACACUCUGUGGGAUGACUUCCUGGUCGAGGGCAGACUUGGCGGUCAGCAGGAAAUGACCCUGGGAGAUCUGCUCCGGUAUAUCAAGGUAUGUCCCCCCUCAUUCCCUCAGAAAGGAAGCACACACUUUCUCACACCCAGUGCCACUGAGUGCAAAAUUUAUGCAUGUUUUUUUUUCUCUCUAAACCUUUUCACCUCCCUCCAGUACACACAAUGCCCAUUGUUUGCAUGAUUGGCCACUUUACACCUUCCAUUCACAACUUUGGGAAUCUGGUCUUAAAUCCUGGAGGAAGGUCAGGGUGUUGCUGUUGACUGUAAUCCAGUUUUUGCACAAUGAUUGAAUUUUUUUUCAACAAUUCAUACUCAUUCACCUCUGUAAUUAUGGUUGGUUUGUUUGCACUGCAAUUCAAAAAAACCAAACAAACAGUUCAGCUAAGUGCUCAUUUAAACGGUUUCGCUUCAAGAUGAGUAAAAGAGCUGGCAAAUGAAGUUGUUUGUGAAAUCGUCUGAAUGACUCAUAUCUCCUAUUAUGUACUUUUGCAGUAACUGUUUGCAACCCGGUAACUGAUGCAACUUCAUCUUUACAAUUUGUUGUUUUUAAACAGUGUUUUUUCACUAUCUGAAGUUGUUGUGCUGAGUUCAGUCAGCCAGCUGCUUGUGGUUGCUUCAUUUUUUGCAGGUAGACAUUAGAUUGAAUCAGUUCUCAAAUCGAACUUUAGGCCAAGAGAGAUGAAACUGAUUUGCAAAUAUGCAGGGAUUGAAGGACUGCUAAGAUAUUCUGCUCAAAUGAAACUAAGGUUACUUAAAUGAAAUUUGACUCAAGAUGUCAAAAUACCAGCCUGUGGAUCUACUCAAAAAAGUUCAAUGUAAAACUAACAGAAGACCAGAAAUGUGUGAAGUGAAUUUAUAAGAGUUUCACCAAUUUAGGUUGAAGUUAUCUAUUGUUUUUGUAGCAUCUUUCUCCUUUACUGCACUGAGACAGUCCUUCUGUAUUUGAAGUACCAUGGGUGUAGGACGGCUAAAUGGUGACUAAAAAUCAGGUUGUAGGUUGCUGUCUCCCUUACUGUUGCAGCAAAUGUAACAGGGUUAAAUGUAUGUUAUUUUUUAAAUAUAAUUACCAAAAUUAUACCUGUGUGUUUUUAUGUUUGAUUACAGAACUUUUUUUUGUGAAAUUAAUGUAUUUUUAGGUGCAGCCUCCCUCUUCCUGUUGGUUUUUUCUUCGUUAGUUUCUUUUCCUUUAUAUUUGAGUCUUAACUUCUCCACUUUCUGAUUGUGAUCCCUGGGGGAGAGGAGUGGAGGCAGGCUGCAGGGCUGUGAUAAAUUUAAGGUGGUUUCUCUUUUCGUUUUGUUGCACAGAAUAAAUACUGAUAAAAUCCCACUGGUGUCUUCACAUAACUACAACUCAGAGUCCCACCGGUUAAUUUGUAAAAAACUAUGUUUUCCUUAUGAGUUAGUAAAGUAGGAAGGCUGAACCUGCGGAUACAUUUACAGUUUUCUUUCUGUGAUUUGAGCUGAAGUGUUUCAGUUUGACUACUCAGGUCAAAGAGGUCAGCCAGUCAGCUGGCUGUAAAGCUGUUGGUAAAAAGACCGUCUAUUGCUCUUCAUUUUUUUCUUUACUUAGCAGCUAAUGCUACUGAAUAUGCUGUGAAGCGCAAUACUUGCCAAAGAACAUAAUUUCGUAAUACUGAAAUGACUCAUUUCAAAAUCUACUUGAAAAUAUCAAACAAUUCAAAAAGCUACUCUCUUACAGUAACUUCAGUACAGUCAAAUAUUUGCUUUUCUGCCUCUGCCAAAUGUACAAACCUUCAUGAAAACUAGACUUGUUGACUGACAGACUUGCACUUUCAAGGGUAAACUCACUAAAAGAAGUUUAGAAAUACACUUAAGUAAAAUGGCCAAAAGACAGGGAAUAAAACAAGUCAGCAGCAGUCCAUAUCAGUGCAAUACAGCAAGAUACAGUACUAUAUGAUAUGAUAUGAUAUGAUAUGAUAUGAUAUGAUACUGCACUAUGAUAUGAUAUGACACACGUGAUAGGAUACGAUACGAUGGGAUUCUCAAUUAGGAAGUUUGCCAUUGACUCAUCUCAUGUUUUUAAGUACAUUAUAAUAUAAUAUAGGUCAACUGGAAGCAGCGCAUGUGAGCACAUGAUUCGCUUCCCGUUUUUUAUUUAAAUUUUUGUAAAUGUCUUCCUGCCCCGAACAAAAGUUUGGCUUUGUAUUCAGCUCAAGUGUUUUUUUUUUUCUAAAGGAGAAAAUGGGAGAGAAAUUGGCAAGUCAUUUUAUUCACACCAGAUUUUGUUUAACCUUUGACUGCCUGGGUUCCCCCUGCUUUGUUUGUAGAGAAUGACGGGCUUCCUGAGCUGCUGAAUGUGUUUAAGACCACGGGUCACUGGCACACCUCAAAUCAGAAAUUACCUCUAAAGCAAACAUACAAUGCAUGCAUUUAACACAAUUUUCCUGUUGUUUACAAGUCACUGUAUAUUAAAUUUGAUUUUUUUGUCUUUUUUCAGGAACAAAGUGGCUUGACAGUGAAUAGCCUUUACUACGGAACAGCCAUCCUGUACAGUGGGCAAGAAGACAGACUGGAGCUGAGGUAUGUUGAGUGAACACAAACUGCAUCGCAACACAUUGCAUGCAACCUUGCUCACAUAAACAAUCACAAAGUGCAGCCUCCCUUUGUUUGUUUAAAGCUAAUGGCAGGAUGAGGUGUUUCCUCUCAGCCCGUGUGUGGAGAGGGCCUGUUGACACACUCACAUGCAUCACCGGACCCCGACGAUUGAGACAGCACCUCCUCAAAUGUCCCUGUGUUUGCUGUGGACGGGAGUCAAACAGUUAAAUUAGUAUGAACUUCUCUCUCUGUUUUCAGAGAGGCCACGUUGUUCAGGCCUGUUCAGGGCCGCAACAGCACAUUAAACCGAGUUUCUACGCCUCGGGGUGUUUGAAAUGAGUCAGAUAUAUCAUGCUGUGAACUCUGCCCAUCAGUUUAUGAGGAGUCACAACAGAAUAUAAACCCUGCGGGGUGUUUUAAUUUCAGGAGGUGAGAGAAAACAUGGUUAAUCAGGUUGAAUCUUGAGAGUUUAAAGUCAAUAAUUCACCAAGAAAGUAGCUCAUACAUUCUAACUACUGAUUGCUCUAAUCACAGUCUGAGAUUGUCGUGCUUGUACUGAACAAACUGUGUACAUACCCCCCCCUGUUUUUGACCCUAUAGUCUCUCGGGAGCUGGUGUUGUGGUGAGAUUAAGCUACAGGGGGACAGGGGCAUGAGGACAGCAGGCUGAACAUGAUAAAUGCCCGCUCUAACAGUCGCUUCCUGUGCUGUAGUCCUGCCUCAGCCUUCCUGUUUUGGAUCAGUGAAGUGGGAACAUGGAGCUAGGAUGACAUUUAAAUCAAAUAGCUUUCGAUUUUACAGCUGGUUUAACACAUUUCUGUUUUAUUUUUGCAACAUUUCUCUUCUAAAAAAAAUCCCAAAUCAUCCAGGCGCUCAAGAUUAUUCCGCCGUCUCUGUUGUCCCUCCUUCAAGUUGGAAUCCUUAAAAAUAAAUCACAGCUGCUCUGGUUGUUGGAACAUGUGCUGGGACUCUGCUGGGUUUUAUAGUUUUCAAACCAACCACAUAGGGGAGAGUGUGUUAAGAUGAGCCAUUUCUCAUAUUUCAGAUCACAGAUACAUUGAGGCAAUCAUAAUUUUGGCUCUAACUAGUGAAUCUGCAUAUAUUUCAGGAUGUUGUUCAUCCCUGCAAACCAACAGAAUGAGUGUAAACAUAACUGUCUUGAUAAUACAGCAUGCCAAAAAAGUGGUCUCCUACGGUCAACUUACCCCAGAACUACUAUUAUGACUUUAUUAGUCCUCUAAUCUAAAAUGGUGGACUUUUAUGUUAGGUUUUUGACCUCAUGUUGUAGCUUAUAGAUACCACAAUUGAUGAAUAAAAUUAUCUUUUUUUGGUCUGAACACAAUUCUAAUAAAACUUAUGACAGAGUAAAUUCACUUUCAAGAGUGAAAAAUGUUUUUUGGGAGAUAAAUGUCUAACUCCUUCACCCAUGUGCUUCUAACCUUCACAGACUCCAUGAAUUGAUGUCCAUCUCCUAAAUAUUUGGUCACAUGAUCAAUUUCUUUUACCAUUUACAAGCAACAGGGGCUGGCUCAACUUACCCUUUGGCUCAACUGACCCACUCUCCUCUAUACAGGAGUAAACAAUGAAGUUGCAGUAGACUAUUUUCUGCUGCAUAUUCAUACAGUUGCUGCUCAAGUUGCUAUUUCUGGAAGCAGGAUGUUGUUUUUGCUGUUGCUUAAAAUAUUAGAGGAACAAACAAAAGGAUAAUCCAUGGAAAGCUUCAGAUACACAGACAAUACUUGUUGGGUUGAACCCUAACCCUAUCUCUGGUGUUGGUCUUUUUAUAGGAAUAGUUAAUAGUGAAAAAUAACAAAAGAAAUAGCAGUUGUUGACAGUGAUUUUGCAGGAAGAAACAUUUAUUUUGUCUUUAAUUAUAUCCUUGAGAAACAAGAUGACAUAAUGAAAAGCAAAGAUCCUGCAAAUUCUUGUUAAAACAAGUUGUGACUGCUAAUCUGUGUGUUUUGGUAAAUAGAUUAAUCAGCUGUAACAUCUCUUAUUUUCAGUGUGUCUGACUUGGUGAAGCAGGGGACCAAGAAAGAAAUCCCUCCUCACAAGAAGAUGCUGGAGCUGAUCCCCUCGUUCGCCGAAGAAGAGGACUCUGACUCUGAUUCUGACUACCUGACUAUCAGAUAUCUGCUACCGUGAAAUCAGUAACAUGAAGUUUCCACUAAAAUCCUCAUAACACAUGAGGCUGUUUUUAUGUGAAAGGAAAGUUUUACUUUCCUCUGACAUCCAAUCAGGGAAAAUUGCUGUAUUGUUGUGCUAAAUCAAACGUAGUUAUUCAAGUGUCUGUCCUGUGUCUCUCAUUAUAGUUUGCACAAACCUUGCACUGAUUUAUGUGAUAAACUUUUAGAUUUUAGCUCAGAGAUGUAAACAUGUCCUCAUCCUCUGGCCAAGCUCCCAGAAAUACAGCUAAAAGAACAUUAAUGAUCAUUAAUUUCCUAUUUCUUUUUUAUUAAAUGGCAAAACAUCAAGCGUUUUAACCGGCUAUUUCCUCUCUAUUACAAGCAGAAAGUUUAACAUGAAAUUGUUUUUGUUUAUUUUUGGUUUAAACCAGAUGCAAGGCGUGUUUUGAAGGAGGCUCAGGUCAGAGGUUGUGGAGAUGUUUGCCAAAAACUUGUGGACCAGAUGCCAAGGAGCUGCUGGGUCAAACCUGGACUGCUUUUAGGGUUUAAUUUCGAUCAGAUUGGGCUCAUAGUUGUGGAGGUGUGGUGUGGUGAAGUCAGAACAAGAAGUUGGCACGGGAAGUAUUGUGCUUUGAUGAUGCAGGGUUAUUUGUUAUUAGAGCUGGUUCUAGUAAAGAAAUGGACCUCAAACGGCUUCUUGUGUAUGUUCUUGUCUGUAGCCUUCAAAUGGAAUGGUGUUGGUUUAUAAAAAGGUGAACUAGUAAACAAUCCUGUUAUCAUGAAACAUCCCUGGUAGCUUAUCAUAGUAUAUAGCUACCAUGCUUUAAACUAUGUGAUUUAAUUCAUUUCAAAAAAUCAAUAAAUGUGAAUCAGUCUGGCCUCA
This is a messenger RNA of Xyrichtys novacula (pearly razorfish), 40359 nucleotides long. NCBI's taxonomy places the organism in Eukaryota, Metazoa, Chordata, Actinopteri, Labriformes, Labridae. The record is from the annotation of a GenBank genome assembly.